Molecule: messenger RNA, 2965 nt
Organism: Periophthalmus magnuspinnatus
Lineage: Eukaryota; Metazoa; Chordata; Actinopteri; Gobiiformes; Gobiidae
Gene: enpp1
Product: ectonucleotide pyrophosphatase/phosphodiesterase 1
Exons: 23
Coding region: 70-2457 (795 amino acids)
Biological process (GO): inorganic diphosphate transport; negative regulation of fat cell differentiation; ATP metabolic process
Cellular component (GO): cell surface
Molecular function (GO): dinucleotide phosphatase activity; phosphodiesterase I activity; metal ion binding
Source: RefSeq, a predicted model, not a curated record
AGCUCAUCACCACAGCGCUCCACUCCACACUGGGACACACCGGGUGCUCUGACGCCCGGAACGCGCAACAUGGACCAGGCCAAACCAUCAGCGGAGGACCGGAGCGCGGAGCACGCGGCGUCUCUGUUCAGGAGCCCGGACUCUGAGAACCAGAGGCGGCCCACGAGCAAGAAGAGGAGCCACUGGAAAGUCAUCAUAGCGGUUCUGCUGCUGUGUUUUCUGGUUGUCGUGUUGGCUGUGGCCUUCUCUCUGAAGAAAGGAAGCAAAGAAAAGGGAAAAGUCUGGCUCCAGGGCACAUUUGAAGACCUCCAGAUGCCUCAGUGCCCACCUGGGUUCAACAAACCUCCUCUAAUCCUUGUGUCUUUGGACGGGUUCAGGGCAGAAUAUCUGAAGGACCACAGCAGUCACAUCCCUGUCAUCAACAUGCUAAGAAAGUACGGCACCACGACUCCAAACAUGCGCCCGGUGUAUCCUACCAAGACCUUUCCAAACCACUACAGCAUUGUGACGGGUCUUUAUCCAGAGUCCCAUGGCAUAGUGGACAACAAAAUGUACGACGUGAGGAGAAACGCUUUCUUCAGCCUCAGAAGUGAUGAGAAGUUCAACGCAGAGUGGUACCAGGGCCAACCAGUCUGGGUGACAGCGAUGCGUCACAAUUUAAAAACAGCCACUUUCUUUUGGCCCGGAUCAGAUGUGAACGUCACUGGGACAUUCCCCACAUUCUACCACACGUAUGACAAAAGCAUCGACUUUGAGAAGAGAAUCACCACAGUGUUCGAGUGGCUCAGUUUACCUCAAGGAGAACGACCUGAUUUCUUCACUCUGUACUUUGAAGAACCAGACCAUUCCGGACACCAUUUUGGUCCAGGGAGCAAUGAGGUGAUUGAAGCGCUGGAAAAAGUGGACCGGAUUCUGGGAAUGCUGAUGGACGGACUCAAAGAGAGGAACCUGCACAAAUGUGUCAAUCUGAUCGUGGUUUCUGAUCACGGUAUGGAAGAGGCUUCUUGUGAAAAAGCUGUUUUUGUGUCAUCGUUCGUUAACAAUACCGAAGACUUCUCUGUGAUCCAGGGCCCAGCCGCUCGGAUCCGACCCUCACGUCUUCCUCAGGAGUUCUUCACGUUCGACUACGAAGACCUGAUUGAGCGUCUGUCGUGCAGGACGCCUGACCAGCCAAUGAGACCCUACCUCAAAGAGCACCUCCCCAAACGGUUCCACUUCGCCAACAAUGAGAGGAUAGAGAGGGGGCACCUGUACAUGAAGGAGGGCUGGCAGGCUUCUAUGACCAAAAAGGAAAUGAAAUACUGCUCCGGAGGAUUCCACGGGUCAGAUAACCUCUUCAAGAACAUGCAGGGUAUUUUCAUUGGCUAUGGUCCAGGAUUCAAACACAAGACUGUAGUCCCAACUUUUGAGAAUAUUGAAGUGUACAACCUCAUGUGUGACCUCCUGGGGAUCCGUCCUGCUCCUAACAAUGGGACCCAUGGGAGUCUGAACCACCUCCUGAAGAGGGCACCGUUCCAGCCGGUGCACCCUGCCCAGCUGUCACAUGACACACCAUGUGAUGCAUCUGAUCCCACCCCCUCAGACGACCUCCAGUGCAACUGCAGCAAUCAAACCCCAGAAAUGCACAAAGAGAUGAACACACAACUUCUCAGCAUAAACUCUGCCGCCAAAGCCCAGUUGCGGAGACAGCACCACCCCUUUGGCACUCCUCGUGUGGUCGAGUCUGACGUGUCCUUCUGCCUGCUCCAUCAGAGGGACUUCCUGAGCGGGUACAGCCGGGAUAGACUCAUGCCUCUGUGGGUCUCUUACACCAUACCUCCCCUGGUAAAAGUUGUCCCUCCGAUGAGCCCAUGUGUGCGCGCCGAUGUCCGUAUCGAACCAUCCCGAUCCCAGAAGUGCGGUCGCUAUAGUGACGACCCCGGGCUCACCUUUGGGCUGCUGCAUCCACCCUACCUGGAAUCCCAAGGCGGUCUGACUGGAUCGCUCCUCACUAGUAACAUGGUCCCGAUGUUUCCUGCUUUUCUGGCCAUUUGGGACCACUUCCAUACCACCCUGCUCCCUAAAUAUUCCCAGCAGCUCAACGGAGUCAACGUCAUCAGCGGGCCUAUAUUCGACGAAGACUACGACGGAAAUGUGGAUAAGCCAAAACCAACUGUAGAUUCACAGGCACCGACGCCAACACACUUUUUCCUGAUCCUAACGAGUUGUGGGAACUCCAGUCUGAGUCCAGGCUCCUGCUCUGGUCCGCUCAAAGUCCAGUCCUUCAUCCUGCCCCAUAGACCCGACUACAGGGAAAACUGUGCCUCGGGUCAGGUGGAGGAUUGGGCGGAGCGGUGGAUGAAGUUCCACACGGCCAGAGUCCGAGAUAUCGAGCUUCUAACAGGACUGAGUUUUUACCACGACAGGAUAUCAGUGGAUGAGACGCUACGGCUCAAAACAUUUCUACAGACUGCAUAAGCUAACAGCGAUAGGAAAACACACGACAGAGACAUUCAACCAGCUGUAAUCCAAAGAAGCCAUGUUGGUGUUUAUUUCUUAUGGAUAUUUGUGGACGAUAACAGGGGAUUUUUCAAAUAAUAGUCAGGAGUUCAGUUAAGAUGUAAUAUGAUUUGUUAAACAGCCAGCAGGGGGCAGUGUUUUGCAAAAAAAAUCAGUUUCUAUGAGGGAAAAACAGAAUGAAAGAUUGUGUUAAUUUCUGUAAUGUAGUUUUUGACAGUAUUCAUGUGAGCCAGGUGCAAACUAUAAAACUAAACCAGGGAUAAACUUGAUGGAAAACAUAUCUAUUCAGGACUAAACAAGAAUCAGGUCUCCUUUUUUUAGUUAUAAAAAUCUAACUAUUAUUUUCUGCAACAUCCGUCCAGGUUUUAAACGUAAAUGUAAAAAAAGGCUAAAGCCAUUCAGUGUUUUGUGAGAUUGUGGUGGCAAAAAUAUGGAAACCAAAGACACAACUGAACGAUUACAGAGA